Messenger RNA from Tarenaya hassleriana, 1057 nucleotides. RefSeq lists its product as uncharacterized. The record is from RefSeq and is a predicted model, not a curated record. NCBI's taxonomy places the organism in Eukaryota, Viridiplantae, Streptophyta, Magnoliopsida, Brassicales, Cleomaceae. The transcript has 5 exons. Bases 243 to 809 code for a protein of 188 amino acids.
CAGAGGGACAGAGAGAUAAGACACCUUUACACUCUCAAACCCACCAAAACCUCGUCACAGACGCACACACGCCGUUCUCCGCCAUUAAAAUACCUUUGAAGAAGCUUUAGCUUCGCUUAAAAUCAGCAAAAAUAGGGUUUAAUCAAGAAGCCCACCUCGAUUCCACCGAGGAACAGCACCAGUCGCGUUCCUGUUGCGGUCUGAGGAAGAGAAGCAGCAACACCCACCACAAAGCGACGGCCAUGGCGACGGCGACAGCGACGGCGGCGGNUACGACAGCGACGGCGACGGCGAAGGCGGAGCAUCCUCCGCCGCAGCCGCAGAACCAUAGGGAGAUGGUGCUUCACACCUCGGGGAGUCUGAGCUUCAGCAGCCAGAUGUCGAGGGAGGACGAGGAGAUGGCUCGUUCUGCUCUCUCUGCGUUUAGGGCAAAAGAGGAUGAGAUCGAGAAGAAGAAGAUGGAGGUUCGUGAGAGGGUCCAGGCCCAGUUGGGCCGUGUCGAGGAAGAGACCCGUCGUCUCGCUUUAAUCCGUGAGGAGCUUGAAUCUCUAGCAGAUCCCAUGAGAAAGGAAGUUUCUAUGGUCCGCAAGAAGAUCGAUACUGUGAACAAAGAGCUCAAACCAUUAGGCGCAACUGUUCAAAAGAAGGAGAGGGAAUACAAAGAAUCACUCGAUUCAUUCAACGAGAAAAAUCGAGAGAAAGUUCAGCUGAUCACCAAACUAAUGGAGAUGGAGCAGUUGGUGGGAGAAAGCGAGAAGCUGAGGUUGAAGAAACUGGAGGAACUCAGCAAGAGCAUAGAGACAGUGUGAAAGACAAGAACUAAUCUGGUUUAGGGUUUUGUUUGUGUGAUGUAUUUAUUUGUGGGUGUUUUUGUUAUUUUUUCUUAUUUUGGGCAUUUGGUUUGUAAAAUUUCUGGUUUGUAUUUUGAUUAACCAAUUAGGGUAAUUUGGGAAAAUUUGUUAGGGUGUUGAAGCGUAAGGUUUGUGUAAAACACACGUUUUUCUUUCUUCUCUAUUUUAAUUUGUAUUUGUUGCUUCCAAAUUGUUUUUUUAUUUGA